AUGCGCCUCCUCCGAUGGGACAUCAUCACAUCAGUGCCCUCGAUUUUUGUUUGUCUUGCACAAGGCGCCGCGGCGUCCAUUACGAAUCCGCUUGCAGCCGUACCCACGCAGGAGCUGGACAUCCCCAGUAGAGAUGUGGGCACACAUGAUGAAUGCGCCGAGGCAGAGUCCGACAAAGACGGCACAUGCUUCCUCAGCGCAUCGCACUUGUAUAGCAAGAGAAGGGCCAGGCGCGUGCUUGGCGUGGACCUGUCCGAAUCGACCGCGCGCGAGCCCAGCGAAAGAGCAUGGGUAACUCUGCUGGUUGGCAAUAGUGCCAACAGCACCGCUGCAGUGGAAAUGCAGAUACUCUCCGUGCAGCGUUUCUCGUCGUAUCCUCACAUCACCAUGGUCACCCCAGACGUGAACGACGAGAGCCUCGCAAGACUGCGGGAGAUGGGCAGCGUGGUCGUGCCCGUUGGCUAUGUCACGGAUUCCCUGGGCGCCACCCUCAUAUUGGUCGGGGGUCUUCAGCAAGGUGCACAUGUUCAACUUGACCCAGCAUGCAAAACAAGUAGCGUAUGUGGACACUGA
Molecule: messenger RNA, 573 nt
Organism: Prorocentrum cordatum
Lineage: Eukaryota; Dinophyceae; Prorocentrales; Prorocentraceae
Source: the annotation of a GenBank genome assembly